AGUGAUGAAGUGAAGUCAGUGUCAGUGUCAGUGAUGGAGGGAGAUUCUGUUACUCUACACACUAAUGUUACUGAAAUAAAUAUUGUUGAUCAGUUAGAAUGGACAUUUAUACCUCAAGAGACUCUCAUAGCUUUAAUUGAUAAAGAAAUCAGUGGGACCCCAAUUUAUGGUAACAUUGUUCUUGAUGGAAGAUUCAGAGAUCGAGUGAAGGUGGAUUAUCAAACUGGAGAUCUCAUCAUCACAAACAUCACAGCUCAACACACUGGACUCUAUCAAAUGACAUUUAUCAGCAAGUUGAAGAUAUCAAACAGAUUCACAAUUACUGUCUAUGGUCCUUUGCCCAUUCCUGACAUUAGCAAGGUCUCUUCACAAUGUUCCUCAUCAUCAGAAAGAUCAUCAGACUCAAAAUGUGUGUUGUUGUGUUCAGUGUUAAGUAUGACAGAUGUGAUUCUCAGUCUGUCCUGGUACAAAGGAAACAGUUUAUUGUCCAGCAUCAAUGUGUCUGAUCUCAACAUCAGACUCUCUCUACCUCUGGAGGUUGAAUAUCAGGAUAACAACACAUACAGAUGUGUGGUGAACAAUCCUCUCAUAAAUCAAACUCAACAUCUCAUCAUCACUGAUGUCUGUGAACCGUGUUCAGAUUUUGUCAAUUCUUGUGCUUUGACUGAAGCUGUUAUCCGAUUGGUCGUCUCUGCUCUGGUGGGCGUGGCUGCUGUUGCUGCAUCUGUUGUUUUGAUUUAUGACAUCAGAUCCAGAAGAGAUGAACAGAAGAGAAGAUCAUAAACAUCAGCAAACACAAAACUUCAUCUAGAGAUCCACAGAUUAUUUUGGGUUCCUUGCUGUUGUGAUAUUUUUACUGUAUCGUUUUGUGGGUGAGAG
Molecule: messenger RNA, 879 nt
Organism: Paramisgurnus dabryanus
Lineage: Eukaryota; Metazoa; Chordata; Actinopteri; Cypriniformes; Cobitidae
Source: RefSeq, a predicted model, not a curated record